AUGGCAUGUAAAAUAUUCUCUCGUCUUUUUUCACUUCUUUUAAUUCUUCUAAUCACCAUAACAAUACUUGAUGCUGCCGAUCCAACUACUACCCAAUCUGUCAAAAAUCAGUCCUCAAAAAAUGUCGUACCACCAACACGGUCUUCUACCUCACAAAUUCGCUCGACAUCGUCAACAGUCUUUCAAUCCUUACCGCCAUCACCAACACCAACACAACAAUAUAACCAUGAUUUCAAUUCAUUGCCUGGAAAUCCAGAUCCGGAACAAAUUAAAAUUAUCACAGCCACAACUAUUAAACAUUAUGGAACGAAUAAGUCGGCUAAGCCUACGGGAAUCGCGAUUACACAUGCCGAAAAUGGGGCGGCAAAUAAAAGGACAAAUUUUGGUGUUGUUCUUGGGAUGGCCUUUGUGGGAAUUAUUGUGCUAUUAUUCUAA
Cetraspora pellucida is the source of this 435-nucleotide messenger RNA. The record is from the annotation of a GenBank genome assembly. Lineage: Eukaryota; Fungi; Glomeromycota; Glomeromycetes; Diversisporales; Gigasporaceae.